AUGGGGGUGCGAUCGAGGAACCGCCGGGUCAGCAUGUUGAGUGUGGGGAGGAAGAACUUCCGCAAGGUAGAGCGCAUCGUGCGUUCGAUGACCACAGAAAGGCUAGCGGCGGCGAGGGUCGAGUUGGAGAGCUCGGGUAAGACGACCGAUGGUGACGUGAAGGAGCUUCUCAGGAGCCUCUCGCUUUACGGCCACCGGCAGCCCAUGUCGAGAGAGGUCCGUCUCAAUAUGCGGCGGAAAAUCCAGUCGCUCAUCGUCGGAUAUGGCGUGCCGGCCAUCUGGUUCACCAUCAACCCGAACGACAUUACGAACCCGGUGAAGCUGCGACUGGCGGCAUACCGCACACGCGAUCCCGACGCGGCCGAGGAGUUCUUAGAAGGCCUUGGGGAUGCGUAUAAGCGGGCACGGCUGGCGAUAUCGGAUCCCAUGAGCUCGGCCGUGUUCUUCCACCGCGAGAUGAAGCUGUUCUUCGAUCAUUACGUGAAGGUCGGUGAAGAGUCGGUAUUCGGGCGCAUCGGCAAGUACUAUGGCGCCGUGGAGACGAACGAACGAGGGGCGCUUCAUGUUCACGGCUUGCUCUGGCUGCACGGGAACGCGCAUCUCAGCUCGAUGCUUGCCGACAUCCACGGGGAGGAUCAGGCGGCGUAUCGCGAGCGAAUCGUCCGAUACAUCGAUAGCGUCUUCUCAGAGGAUCUGGACCAGGAAAGUUUUUGCGCCGUGCAAGCGGAGCGAUCUGUGACGGGCGGUAUUGGUUCCCUGCUGGACAACGCCGCGCAGUUCUCGGCCGCGUUUAUCGAGGAGGCCAACUUCUGUGCCGGCGCGACGAGGGCGGAAAGGGGACCUCUGCCGGUUCAAGGCGCCAUGGAGCGCAAGACAAUGGCCCUCAUCUAUUAUGUCACGAACUACGCGACCAAGGUGGAGGACCCGGUGUGGAAGCGUGUGGCGGCCGCGGCCGAGCUCCUGGCCGCCUCAACAGGGAACAGGACGCGACAGUUCCUGAUGAGAGUGGCGAACCGCGUGUUCACGGAGCGUCCGCUAUCACAGGUCGAGGUCGUCGCUCACCUUCUCGGAUAUCCGGCCGAGUUCACCGACAGCAGCGCGUGGGCGUACCUGAACUGUUCUCUGCUGUACUGGAAGUCUUUCGGCGAUGGCGGCAUCUCCGAGAAGCCAGUGGCGCUGCGGCUAUGGAUGACACCUUGGAUGACACCGGGAGAGCUGCUGAAAGGCCUAUGCCUGUAUGACUACAUAUCGAUCGUCAGACUGAAACGCAUCGGCAACGACGAGAGCUGGGCGGCUUGGGGGGAGAUGUCUUUCGAGGAUGGAUGGGCGCCGGGACGACGCUGGGUUCAGGUGCUCAGGCGGCCGGGCAAGCACGCUACCGUCUGCCUCGACGGCUACCUGAGCAAGGACUUCACCUACGAUGACGAGUCGUGCUACCGGAGGGCAGCCGUGCAGCAUCUUGCGCUGUUCGUGCCGUGGAGUCCUUCCUGGGCGAAGGAACAGCUGCUUCGACGAUCCGCCGAAGACGCAAAACGCGACGCCAAGCAAUGGGCAGCCUCGUCCGGCGAUGGCGACCCGACGGUCGCACACGUCGAGGAGGGUGGAGCAGGCGAGGCGGGCGCGGAGUCUGCAGCGACAUAUCAGCCCAACAGCAUCGGAGACGCAACGCGGCUCAUCGACGUCGUCCGAGGUGCAGUGGGAGCGAAUCAGGUGACGGCCAAGUCGCCGGAGCUCAUGGCAAUGAUACAGCAGCUCUGUCGGUUUCAGCAAUCGGCGCUGCGCUCGACGGCCGAGCUCGAGGCCACGGCGCUGAUCGAACGAGGGAGAGGCGGUUAA
Molecule: messenger RNA, 1836 nt
Organism: Hirsutella rhossiliensis
Lineage: Eukaryota; Fungi; Ascomycota; Sordariomycetes; Hypocreales; Ophiocordycipitaceae
Product: PIF1 protein
Exons: 8
Coding region: 1-1836 (611 amino acids)
Source: RefSeq, a predicted model, not a curated record